Messenger RNA from Dendronephthya gigantea, 2768 nucleotides. Its product is annotated as cyclic nucleotide-gated cation channel alpha-3-like. The coding region runs from base 327 to 2765 and encodes 812 amino acids. The transcript is spliced from 11 exons. Gene Ontology annotation, cellular component: membrane. The record is from RefSeq and is a predicted model, not a curated record. Gene Ontology annotation, molecular function: monoatomic ion channel activity; protein-containing complex binding. Gene Ontology annotation, biological process: monoatomic ion transport; transmembrane transport. NCBI's taxonomy places the organism in Eukaryota, Metazoa, Cnidaria, Anthozoa, Malacalcyonacea, Nephtheidae.
UUAAAUUUACUUAAAAAGCCAUGUUUACCAAAGCAAAGAAAUGGAAUCCCAAUGUAGCAGUUUCAUACAGCUAGGGGUGAUUAGGUUUUAUACAACGUCUGGCAACAUAUAAUGUUUACAGAAAUUCAUCAAUUAAGCAAUUCCGAAGUGGACUGGUCAAGUAGAAUUGAACAUGGAUUAGUUUGGUAAACACCACGCAACCAUAAUCGUAAGCCGACUAAGCGUAUGAGCCGGUUCUUCUGUAGCGUAGAUAUAAAAUGUAAACAAUCUGAAAAUCAUACCAUGGCUGGCAGGCAAAGAAACGCAGAACUAAUUACGGCUUAAAAAUGUCUGAGAAAGCAGAGGAACAUGAGAUGGUUCCAGAGCAGAGUUGUGCGGAGACGGACGAUGAUUCGAGCAUGGACACCUUGUCCAUACCAGGUGAUCCAAGAAACCGCUGGGAAUGGCUGAAGCAACGAUUUUGGGAAGAGCGCUCGAAUAAAGUUCAAGAUGUACCGCAAAAUAGGCCACAGCGAACGAGGAAGCGAAAACAAUCGGUUGUUGAUCCGUUUUUGAAACGAUUUAGCACGCGAGAACUUCAUGGAUUACACCAGCACAAUCAUCUCAGCCCGAUUCCAAUUGCAAUUCACCCGCCGGAAAUGUUAUAUAACGAAUCCUCAAACAAAGACUACGAAAUCCCCAAAGUUAAUCAACAUAACCAUCAGACGAAAUGGGGGCAAAGCGUUUCAAUUUUAGACCCAAAAAGCACUGCAGUAUACGUUUGGAACUGCGUGCUCGCCAUAGCAAUAUUCUAUCAUUUUUGGACUAUCAUAUUUAGGAUUGCAUUUCAUGAUGAAUCCAGCAUCAGUCGUGGAGUCGUAGCAUUUCUGGUAUUUGACUAUUCAAUCGACUUGAUUUUCAUACUGGACAUUCUAAUAUCAUCGCGAAUUAGCUUUUUGCAGAACGGGAUACUUGUUCAAGACGUGAAGAGGGUUGCAUUCACGUAUUUAUUUACCAGGAAUUUCUACCUGGAUAUCGUAGCGAUUCUUCCAGUAGAUUUCUUGUACCUUGCCUUUGGUGUAACGCCAGCCCUGAGGCUAAUACGAUUGAUAAAGGUUUACAAACUUAUCAAAGUUAGAACAAGCGUGGAGUCGAUGUCAUCCAGCCCGGCAUUGCUCAGAGCUUCCAUUUUGGUACAUUCAAUGUUCCUGUUGAUCCACUGGAAUGCAAGCUUUUAUUUCAUGAUAUCGAAACAUGAAGGUUUGGGUUCCAACGAAUGGGUUUACCCUGCACUGAACGGCAGUUUUGAUAGCUUGACAAGAAAGUACGCGAGAUCAUUUUACUGGUCGACGCUGACGUUGACAGCGAUAGGAGACCUACCAGCACCCGCAACCGAUCUUGAAUAUUUGUACACGAUCUGCUGUUAUCUCUGUGGAGUGUUCAUGUUUGCCACAGUCGUAGGAAAUAUUGGCAGCAUAAUUUUGAACAGGAAUUCAAACAAGAUAGUUUUUGAACAGCAAAGGGACGAGGCACGAAACUACAUGGAAGAAAGGAAAGUCCCAAAAGAACUUCAGGAACGCGUCCUGCUGUGGUAUGAUUACGCUUAUCAAAGAGGACGAAUUAACGGUGUUGAUGACCUUAACUCGUUGAAUCUGUUACCGCAUAAAAUGAAAACAGAAUUAGCAAUUCACAUUCAUUUGGACACGUUGAAAAAGGUCUCGUUUCUGCAAAAAUGUCAACCGGAAUUCCUACACGAUCUGUUGCUGAAGAUGAAAUUAACCAUUUACACUCCUGGGGAUCUCAUUAUUCGUCGUGGGGAAAUUGCGCGUGAGAUGUAUCUCAUAAGUGAUGGAAUAGUCCAAAUCAUCGGGGAAUCUGGUGACGUUUUGAAAGAGCUUGGGACAGGAGAUUUUUUUGGAGAAAUUGGAAUAUUGAAUCUAAGUGGAGGACAAAACAGACGUAUAGCAGACGUUCGUUCUGUUGGUUACACGGAAUGUUUCAUGUUAUUACGAGAAGAUGUUUUGGCCGCAACACGAGAUUAUCCUGAAGCGCAGGAAAUACUUUCCGCGUAUGGAAAAGAGCGGCUCAAUCGAACUCGUAAAGUCAGCUCCACCUGGCGAGGUGGAGCACCCGCAGGCGACCUCCCGGACCCCAACCGACGCUGGCCGCAGUUCGAACUCCAGGUGGUCCGGGAGUCAGUGAGUUCAGUGCGUUCGCGCGAAAACGAAGGGUUCACCAAAGAUGAAGAUACGAACGGAUCUCUUACUCAGGACUGCCAGAACUUUGCCGCGAAGAAAGAGAGCUCUGGGAGAUUUGGAGAGAAAAUUAGCACAAGAAGCAAUAGAAGCAGCGAAGCUCAAGAAAACGACGCAAAAAAUAUCAAGAAAUCGAGCAAUGCAGAUGAAAAAAAUAGCAUUCAGAAUAAUCCGAGAGCAAGUCAAGUACAAGGCGUUGAGAAAAGGCUGUCGCAGGAACUCGAGACCGCAAUGAAGGUUAAGGAGAAAGAAGUUUCUCUCCUGAACGAUGUGAUUCAGGAACUUCAGCGAGAAAAGGAAAACGACAAAAAAGAAAUGCAAAAUUUGAAAACAAAGCAUCAAAGUUCACAACAAAGACUAGAAACGGUUGAGGAAGAGAAUACGAAAUUACGUCAGGAGAACAAGGCGAAGGAUGGGACAAUUGAAAUACUGAGAAACAAAAUUGAACAGUUACAGAGGACUAGAAAUGAGAAGAAAAAAGAAGAUGAGAUUGUUAUUACCGAGGUUAAUGAAUGCGAUGAAAAUUGUUAGCAG